AUGUAAUAAAAAUGUCUUCCGAUGAGAUUGUCUGGCAGGUUAUAAACCAGCAAUUUUGCUCAUACAAACUCAAGACAACAAAAGGUCAAAAUUUCUGCCGCAAUGAAUACAACGUGACUGGUCUAUGCAACCGGCAGUCUUGCCCGCUGGCAAACUCUCGCUACGCCACAAUCCGGUCAGACCCCGAGACAGGCGCUAUGUACCUUUAUAUGAAGACUAUCGAACGCGCACACAUGCCCAGCAAAUUAUGGGAGCGGAUUCGACUGUCAUCGAACUACGCAAAGGCUCUCGAACAGGUCGACUCGCGACUGAUUUACUGGCCGAAAUUCUUGAUUCACAAGUGCAAGCAGCGUCUUACGCGACUGACCCAGGUGGCAAUCCGUAUGAAGAAGCUUGCGCGGGAGGAAGAACGGUUGGGAGAAAGGGUUGUGCCGAAGUUGGCGCCCAAGAUCCGACGCAGGGAGGAGACGAGGGAGCGCAAAGCUGAGAGCGCGGCGAAGGUUGAGCGGGCGAUUGAGCGUGAGCUUAUUGAACGGUUGCGCAGUGGAGCCUAUGGUGAUCAGCCAUUAAAUGUGGAUGAGUCGAUCUGGAAAAAGGUGCUUCGUGGUCUGGAAAGGUCCGGUGAGGGCGAGAGAGAUGAGGACAUGGAUGAUGGGGAGCUUGAGGAGGAAGAGGAUGAAGAGGGUGUCGGGGAGGUUGAGUACGUUAGUGAUCUAGAGGAGGAUGAAGAUUUGGAAGACCUGGAAGACUGGCUUGGCAAUGAUUCGGGCGCCUCUAGCGAUGAUUAUUCCGACGAGGAUGAGGAGGAUAGUGAUGAGGCGAGUGGGUCUGAGGAUGAUGGGGAGGAGGAGCAAAAGAAGACGAAGCCUGGCUCCAAGAGGAAGUUUGCUGCUCCGCCGCCAAAGCCUAGGAAGAAGGGUCCCAGAGUAGAGAUCGAGUACGAGACUGAGGGCGCUGGGAAGGAGAACGCCUUCGCUUAG
Molecule: messenger RNA, 980 nt
Organism: Aspergillus nidulans FGSC A4
Lineage: Eukaryota; Fungi; Ascomycota; Eurotiomycetes; Eurotiales; Aspergillaceae
Product: ribosome biosynthesis protein MAK16
Exons: 2
Coding region: 12-980 (322 amino acids)
Biological process (GO): ribosomal large subunit biogenesis; maturation of LSU-rRNA from tricistronic rRNA transcript (SSU-rRNA, 5.8S rRNA, LSU-rRNA); maturation of 5.8S rRNA from tricistronic rRNA transcript (SSU-rRNA, 5.8S rRNA, LSU-rRNA)
Cellular component (GO): nucleolus; preribosome; preribosome, large subunit precursor
Source: RefSeq, a predicted model, not a curated record